Patella vulgata (common limpet) is the source of this 15440-nucleotide messenger RNA. RefSeq lists its product as uncharacterized. Bases 62 to 13345 code for a protein of 4427 amino acids. Lineage: Eukaryota; Metazoa; Mollusca; Gastropoda; Patellidae. The transcript has 7 exons. Gene Ontology annotation, cellular component: nucleus. Gene Ontology annotation, molecular function: DNA binding; DNA-binding transcription factor activity, RNA polymerase II-specific. The record is from RefSeq and is a predicted model, not a curated record. Gene Ontology annotation, biological process: regulation of transcription by RNA polymerase II.
AUGUAAACAACCUAGUAAUGCCGUAAAGGACUUUUCGCUUGUUUUGAUGUAGAUAUUUAAGAUGGAAUUCAGUCAUUUAUUGGCUGAAUUGAAAAAUGCAUCGGAAGAAUAUGGAAAACAGGUGUCUGAUAACACCUCUGCAACAGCUAAAUUUUGCCAGAUCGUAUGUAGGGUUGCAGACAAUUUUGAGAAACACAUAGAUAAAUAUGAAAAUCAAGUAAUAGGACUAUGGGUUAUAUUUGGUUAUAUAACAGAAUUGUAUCCUCAGCUGGAAAAAGGCACAACCACUCAAUCACUAUGUCAAAAAUUAUUUGGAGUGAGUGCAAGGAUUGUGCUAGAUGUGCAAUGGGCACAGUUAGACGAAGAUCGUCCUUACAAGAAGAAUUUUGGGAAUACUUUAACAGCCUUCCAUGAAUUGUUAUUAAAAACAGAUGGAUCGAGUCGUUUUGAUGUAAUAUUAGCUUUGAUGGAUACACAUUGGACCCAUCCUAUAUUAGGACAGGUUAUGUCUAGUGAAGAAGAUGAUGAAGAAGGAGAAGGUUUAAAGUACAUCUGCAGUGAGGAUCCAGAUAUACUGAGAUUAAGGGUUGAACUGAUGUUACAACAAAACUGCGAGGAGUUUGCCCUAAAUUUAUGCACUUGGUGUCUAAAACAUCCUGAACUAAAAUCUGAUUUGGAUAUUCGACAAAUACAGUUGACAUUAAUGGAUAAAUUACAUGAUUUAGAUAGGCUACAAGAAGAGGCCGAGAUUAUUCCAGCUGAUGAAUGUGUAGCACUGGUUAAACGAUUUUUAGAGUUGCCAAAUCAAAAGAAAAUAUGUACAUUACUUGCACAGACAUUUCUGGUGCAGAAUUGGAUCAAAUCUGGAAAUGAGAAAGAAACAAUUGAAUUACUACGUAUGUGGAUCCAACAUCAGUAUAUGGUAGACCAGGACGAAGAAAAGUUUAUAAGUAAUUCUUGGGCCAUUGCAAAACUUUCUAGAACUACAGAGCAGAUAACAUUAAUAAUAGAUUGUAUUAGAGAAAAGUGUGGAGAUUCCUUAUUACAGUUCUAUACAGACAUGUGCAUUUAUGCCAUUAAUAUAGAUAAAGGUGUGCUAGAAAAGAGUAUGCAGAGUGGUGAUAUGUCUGAACUACAAUCGCAUCAACAAGACAUGUCUUUAACGUGUAGUAAAUUAGCUGAUAUAUUUCGAAAUAACAGUAUUAGAACAGCAAGAUACAGUAUUGUGACAGCAUUUUCGUUAAAUCCAUCAAAGAAAAGUUUGGACAAAGUGGCAAGUUUCUAUGAGUCAGACAAUCAGUAUAAAAGUCAAAUUACCAAGUGCUGUGGUAAUUGUACUUUUGAUACAGGGAAGUGCUCUCAAAGUGACGAAAAGAAGGAAAAAAUCAAUCCAGCAACAUUGUAUGAAGUGGAGCGACUACUCAAUAUGUUGCGACCUUAUAAUUUAAAACCAGAUACAGAUUGGAAAGAACUGGGACCCGCUUGUUCAAAAUAUUUACACGAAAGAGAACGAAUCAUAGCGUUAAUGGAACAGGCUGAAGCCAAAAAGAAAGAGCAACCCAAUCAACUCAGUCAUCAACAAUUAGCUGCAAGUUUACGUGAAAAGUUACUGAUAACUAGUGGACAUAAUAAACUUGCACAACCCAAUAAACCCUCCCUAUCUCCUGUUAAACCAACACCCAAACCCGAACUAAAAAUAGAAAGAUCAACUGUUGGGUAUGCAAAUAAUUUACAACAGGUGGUUGAGAACUUACAAAAGAGACUGGGGAAAUCCCCUACUAGUACGAAUAUGAAAUCUCCAAGUAAAGUAAAACCCAGGACAGCUCAGUCUGUGAAUUUAGCCCAUAAUGCCAUGCUUAAUCUAAACAGUAAUGUGAAUAGUGCUAAUAUGCUACCUACUGCCAGUCAAAUUUUAGCUAUCAAAAAGAAAUCUGAUGCGGAAAGUAUUCGAUUAAGAACUUCUCAACAAAUUGCUGCCACGAUCCAGCAAACAUUUUUAAGAAAUUAUGAGCAGCAGCCACAGCCACAACCGUGUCAAAAAGUUGUUGUGCGUGUUCAGAACCAUCAACAACAAAAUCAACAAAAUAAAUUAACUGUUGUUAGUCCAACAGGCACUUAUAUUAGACAACCUAACAUGGUUAAAAGAACAAUCAACUAUCAAACACCACAUUCUACAAGUGCUAAGCCAGCAACAAUUCAGUGUCAAUCAAUUAGACUUGUAUCAAGUAACCAAAGUUCUUUGUCACAUCAAAGACAACAACCACAACAGGGCAAUUUUAGCAUUCAGCAGCAUGGUCAAUCAUUGCAGGAAAAGCAUUCUCAAAACAUUCAGAGUCUUCAAAAAGUUGGUUAUCAAAGGCAGGUAGUACAACAGCAAUCUCAGAAUACCCAACAAUACCAUGUGUCUCAAGCAUCAAACGAAAUGGUGUAUACACAGCAGCCUGGUGCACUUUUAUCCACAAUGCCAAGUGCAAGUACCAGUAAAACUCUUUCUAAUACAUUAUUGGUGGACAGCAGAAAUGUAACAAAUAUGCUACCAGGUCCAACUCAGAUAUUCAAAAACAAACCAACAGGUUCACAGUUAAAUAUUGGUUCAGUUGGGAACCAAAUACUUCAUCCUCAACCGUUAUUAAGCUCACCAACUAUACAAUCUACCAGUUCAGAUGUUAACAAAGCCAAGAUGCGACCCUUGUCAUCCUCUCAGGUUCAACUUAUUGCUCGAGCAAAAGCUCAAGGAUAUGAAUCUGGUAAGGCUUUGGUGAGAAUUCUUCAAUCACAGAGUGUACAGAAUCCAGUUGGAAUAGUGCACAGCCAGGCAUCUCCAGUACAGUACCAAUCAAGCAUUCAACAUGCAACAACUACAUCAGCAAAUCAACAAGUUAUUUCAAUAAACCAGCAACAGUUAGCCUCCCAGCAGGUUGCCGCAUUCAGCCAACCUCAAAAUAUGGUUCAACAGCCUUUGAUAUCAAACCCUGGAGGACAGACAUACACAUCAAAUAUAAAUCAUUCUGUAACUAUGGCCCCUCAACUUUAUCAGCAAAGUAUCCCAGGCAUAAAUUUAGGGAAUUUGCAAAACUGUCAAAUAAAGGUAUCUGCAAAUCAGCAGGCAAGUCAGCCUGUAUUGUCAUCUCCAAUGCAGACAGAUUUGAGCACAUUGUUGACAGCUGCUUCAACUAACGCAAGAUCAAGCAAUCAUCAAACUAUUACAUCAGUUCCAGCUACAUGUACCUCCAACAUAUUUCCUACAUUAUCAAGUUCACCAGCCUUACUAAACCAAUCAUCAAUCCAGUCAGAUCUCAACUCCAUCGUCCCAACAAUUCCUCAUUUAGAUUCGCACCAAUUCCAGGAUUUGCAAAAUCAAAUCCAAGCAACUCAGACACAACAGCAUAAUAUCCAAACACCAAAUAUCUCUGCUGAACAACUACAAGAGGAGUUAAAUAAAAUCAACAGAUCUACACAUCAACUGUCAGCACAUUCUAGCUCACAGACACAACAUACACUUAACCAGAAAACAAGCCAGACUCAUCGGCAGGGUAGUAUGUAUAAUCAACUGCAAAAAAUUCCUACAACUGCUCAAAGAGUGGUACAGAGUGUUGCUAGCAAUAGCCGACAAGAAGUUACUCAGAAUCCAUCUCCUAAACAAGUACAUAUAAAACAAGAGUUUUUACAGAAAAACCCUAUGCACCUUACCUCCACCAGUAACAAGCUUUCACCUUCCAUAAAGGCCAGCACUUCAACACCCUUUACACAGUCUUCUAGUCUGAGUCUUCAAAAGAUGCUACACCAAACGGCUGAAAAACAGAAGAAUCCAAUUCAGCCAGUUGUUAAAGAUAUCAUUCAACCACACGUAGAUCAUAGUGUAGCAUUAGUUGAUACUUCUGUAGAUGAAAGUGUCCAAGCUGCUGAAGAACAAAAGAACAUAUUCGUGAAAAGCUUAUUGAAUGCAAGUGAUGAAAUUCUGGAAACCUUGGCUGCUUUACCAGAAACUGCCUUAAUAUCUGAUCUAUUUCAAAAUGCCAACCCAGGUGAUGAACUGCACAUUGCUUUAUCUGAUAACUUAGAAGAACUUGGAAUAGAAGAUGUGUCUUCAUUAUUACUGAAUAAUUCUGUGGAAAGUAAACCAGGCGUGGAUUGCAAACCUUUAAAUGAAACAGAAAUAUCUUCAUACAGAGAUUCCUACCAGUUUCCAUUGAACCCAAAAGAUUCUAAUUACCUUGCGGCUCAAAGCUUACAUGAUGUUCAAGGUAUUCACAUUCCAGAAUUACACCAGUCCUUUGAGCAACCUGCUCCAGAACAAUCAGUUGUGCAGGUUGUACCAACACAAGACAUCCAGAACAAAGUUGUAACCUCAACAGAAGAUAGCUUUUCCCCUGCCAUGACUGCACAUGCAAAAUCAGAUGAAAGUAGAGUUAUAAUGGAAAAGAUAUCUAAUUCUAAAAAAUCAGGAUCCGUUUUCAAAUGCAUAAUUUGUGGAGCAGUUUUUCCUUCUUUAGACUCCCUACAAUACCAUGUUCAAAGGGUGUGUAAAUCGGAAGGUUCAGUUUAUAACAUUGACAGUAUAAAACCAAACGAUCCCAAAGCAAACUACUCUGGAAUGAAUGCAAAAACUAUUUAUCAGUGUGUUAGAUGCAGUAGUAUAUGUAUUUCUGAAAGAGAAAUGCAACUUCAUACCAAAAACUGUCCUAAGAUUGCCCAGAACCUUCUCUUAAGUGCUGUAAAUACAAAUUCAACCAGAAAAGCAGAACUGCCUUCUAUUCUUCAAUCAGCCAAAAAGGAAAAAUUGCAACUUUCAAGUGUAGCAGAACUGGUUGCUAAACAAAAGGGAGAGAUCAAUAAAGAAAAAGAACACCAAUUAAAGAAACUUCAAGCUCAAAAAGUUUUGCAGAAGCAGAAAGAACUACAGAUCAAAAAGGAAAAACAGGCAGUGAAGCUAGCAGCUAAACAGGCUGCAAAGCAGAAAGGCCCCCCACCUCCACAAUACAAGGAAAUGACAAGUUCUUCUGGUAAAACCUUCUACAAGUGUGAAUUAUGUGGACAAACUUUUUGUUCUCCAGAAGGAGUACAUGAUCAUUGGUUACCUUGUCUGGCCAAAAAUCCCCUUAAAAAGAAGAAAAUCAAAAAGAAGAAACUGGAGAACGACCUAACUGCCAAACAAUCUGGUGUUGAUCCUGAAAGGAUAACCCAAAUCAUGACAGACAUUUUUCACUCAGUUGUUGGACCUUCGGAAGAUGAUAAACCAAUAGAAGUUAGCCACCACUAUGACAAAUUAGCUAAAGAAAAUGAAGCAUCAGUUGAAAAAGAGGAUUCUUUCCCAGAAAGAGAUACAGAUAGCCUAAGUACUUCAAACAACACUGAAAGUGAAAAUCAAUUGAAUGGUGAUAAAGAGUCUGAGAAAGAUAAUGAAAAAGAUUCGUUGGAUUGCAGAGAGACAGAAAAAGAUAAUGAGAAAGAUUCUGAUGAUGGCGGUGAAACGGAUACAACUGAUAGUUCAAGAAUUCUCCGUGGAAGGGUUAGUGGUGGUGUCCAAAAGCCAAAAUAUAUGUUUUCUUCUGACAGUGAUGAAGAUCUGAAGAGAGCAAAGAGGUUAUCCAAAGAAGAAUUUAGUAAUUCAGGGACUAAAGUUCAUUCUGAUGUUGACAAAAUCAGACUUAAGAAAAGUUCAACAUGCUUAUUGUGUUCUGUAAAACUUAAAGAUUUGGGUAUUAAACUCCAGCACUUUGCAGUUAAACACCUUAAACUUCAUACUCAUUUUAAAAGUUGCAAGGGACAUAAGUUUACAUGUCACAUGUGCAACGUACAAUUCAAUGUCUAUAAAAACUAUGUAUUCCAUCUCAAAAAGCAUGAAAAUGAGAUAUUGGGAAGAAUGGUCCAGAAAUUAUCAGCAGAAGGUGUGUCAAAGGUUGCUUCCCGGAGACAGCAAUCGGUUCAAAUGAGGCUGCAAAUGUUAGCUGCAAGAAAAUCUAUUAAGAAACAUCUCUCUCCACAGAAGAAGUAUCUACCUAAAAAUUCAGGAAAGGAGAAGAGUAGUUUGCAGACAAGGGGUAGACCAAGCAAGGAGUCAGACAAACAAAAUGAAAAGCUAAAUAGAAUGGGUACAAGAAGAACUGGUGUUAGAGUUGCUCACCAACAAGCCCUGAACAAGAUAAAAAACAAUGCAAAUGGAUUUGACAUAUUGAAUACAUUGGCAGAUUUCAAUACUGAUGCAUCAUCUAGUAGUCAUUCAAGGAGUUGUAGUCCAGUUCCAUUAGAAAAUGCAAAGCGCAGAACAAGGUCCCAGAGAUCUGCAUCUUUAGUUAAGAAUUUAAAAGAAACCACAGAUGAUGACUCAUCUCAGAAAGAUAUAUAUGAGAAAGAUGGUGAUACAGAAACAGAAAUUAGCCAGGACAGCAAUGAUGAAGUAACACUAACUGACCUUGAAGCUGAAAAAGUGACAGAUAGUGAAACGGGUACACAAGAGGGGUCAGAUCAAGAUUAUGAUCCAACACAAGAACAUUCAGACCAAGAUUCUCAACCAUCAGAAACACAAGAUUCUCAGCAAUCAGAAACACAAGAUUCUCAGCAAUCAGAAACACAAGAUUCUCAGCAAUCAGAAACACAAGAUUCUCAGCGGUCAGAAACACAAGAUUCUCAGCAGUCAGAAGAUUCCCAUCAAUCGGAAACACAAGAUUCUCAACAAUUUGAUGAUUCUGAAGAGACACAAGACUCUCAAAAUACACAAAACUCUCAAAAUACACAGGAAUCUACUCAAUUGCAAGAUUCUCAACAAAACCAAACUAGUUUUAGUCCAGACUCAGAAGAUACCAAGAAGGAAGUUAAGGGUUCCUCAUUUUUGACUUCAUAUCUGUCCUUUCUUGGUGAUCGAAGUGGAGCUUGUGAACCCCCUGUUGAAAUACAAGAGAGGCCCUUAUCUAUUAUGCAAUAUAGAAGAUCUUACUUCAAGCAUCCAAAAAAUAAAUCAACUAUUCCAAAGCAAAUAAGUAGAACUCGUCAUUCUGUUGAAGGACCAACGAUUCAAGAUAUGCUAACCAAGACAACAAUUAAUUCUUCAAAAGUAAAGCAGUCACGCAGAAUGUCUGACAGUGAAUUGUUAUUACAGCAUAGCCAUUUACUAGAAAAUGUUGAAUUAAGAGUAGUUUUAAAGAAACUUCCUGGAUCACCUCAAAACACAGUCAAUGUAAAGCAGUUUGAAGCAGAUUCUAAUGAAAGUGGAGCUGGAGCUGUAUCCCAAUGUUCUACUUCUCUUUUUGUUAAUGACCAAAAAGAAAUUAAAGAAGUAAUCACUCUUCAGAAGGACCCAGUAAGAUCAAUUGAAGCAGAUGAAAGAAAGCAGUCAGUAAUGAAUGAAUCAUCUGAGUGCCAAACACAACAAAAGGGUGACAAAAGACUGAUUACUUCAGAACUUGGAAGGCCUAAACCAAAAACUAAUAAAGCUGAAUUUGAAGUUCUUCUGAUGGAUGAAACUUCCCCAUCUCAGCUGAUAUCUAGCUUUUUACAAACAGAGACAUUAAAAGUUAUCCCACCCUUAUCACAUAGAAAUGAAAAAGAAGAAACACAUUUGAAGAUGCACAACAAUGCAAACGAAGGUGUAGCAGGCAGUAAAAAUACUACGAAACAAGAAAUCAAUGCUACUGAUAUGUCAACUCAAAUAAAAUUUGACAGAACCCAGAAAACAUCACUUGAAGGAAAAUAUGAAAAAGAAAUAACCUGUUCUGCGGACAUUUCCCAAGUUAAUAUGACAUCCUCUAAAGAUGUCAUAAUCAUUGAUGAUGAUGGUGAUGAUGAUGAUGAUGAUGAUGAAGAUAGCAACAACAAUGAUCAUGUCAUUGUAGGUGGAUCAUUAACAGAGUGUGUUUUGAUGAAAGCCAGCUCCUCCCAAGAUGCUGAUGGAGAACAGGAGCAAGCUAUAUCUGAUAUUAUAAUUAUUGAAAAAAAUAACGAAGGUCCUGAAGCAGAAAUAUGUCUAGACCCUGAAAUCAUUGAAUCAACACAUGUGACAGCCGCUAAUUUUGAAAUCAUACAAAAUGAUGUGAAAGAGGUAGUGGAAGGAGCUACAAUAACUGUUAUAAGUGAUUCCGUCAAGUUAAAGUCUUCUCCUAAUAAAGCAAAAAACAUCACAGAUAACAAAGAUUUAUGCAGUAAUGAAGGCCAUCCUUUUAUCUUGUCAAAUGAAUCCAGUGGCAAGUCUCAAAGUAUGUCAAAGAUUAGUGAUUCAGGUGAAGUUAUUGCAUGCAUUAAUUUUGACAAUGUAUCCAGUGUGAUUAUACCUGUAGCGGAGAUGAAGCCAGAAAAUAUUAUUCCUGAAGCAAGACAUGUCCUACCUAAAGAUGAAAUAAAUGCUGCAAAUGCCAAUAAAAUGAUUGAAAGAAAACUACCUGAGGAUGUACUUCAUAAAACAUGUUUGAGUGUCAGAAAUGUUGAUUGUGGGGAUAUAUUUCGAAGGACAGAAACAAAUCAUGAAAAGAUUGAUGAAAUACCGACAGAAGUAAAUUCUUCAAAUGGAAAAUAUAUAGCCGGGUCAAUGGAGUCUAAUUUAUCUGAAGCCAAUAACCUUAUUAAAGAUAUUGAGGUGUGUGGAUUAAAAGCAAAGUACUUACAUGUAUCUAAAAAAGAUAAAGUAUCCGUAGAUCAUAAUCUUCCCACAACAAGUGAAUUCAACUGCAAGCAAGAAAUAAAACAGAGUUCUGCAACAUCUCGAGAAGGGUGGGAAGAGGGGUGUAAAGAUCAAGUACAUGAUACAGGUGCUAGUGUUGCUGUAACUGAUGAUGUUAGUAUAGAACAAGCUGCAGACGCAUCAAAUUGUAUUGAAGAUAGGGAGCUAAAAUCGACUUUGAUACCAAAAGCAACAGUUUCUGACUCAAGUCAUUUUAUUUCCCAUGGUAUUCGUCUUACAUCUGCAACAACUUCUAACUUUGAUUCUUUUAAUGAUGAUGAAUUUUCUGAACCAGAGGAAACUAUAAACUGUUUAGGCGACCCAUCAACCAAUGCCCAAUUUGAUAAAAUAACAACCACAAAAAUUACUAAUGUAGAUGAUCCAAAAAUACUCAGUGCUACAGCCAAGAGUGGGAAUUCAAAUGAAAUUAAUGUAGAUAACCAACUAUUACUUGAUGCAUCAGUUAGAACCAUUCCUUGUGAAACGACAUCUGUAUGUACCAAUAAGAUAUUAUUAGCUGAAACUAUUCCCAGGGAGGAUGAGAAAUUAAUAAAGACAACUUCUGAAAGUUUGUCCAAGGAUGAUCGAAGAUCAAUUAAAGACACAGACAUGUCUCUGGAAGUGGCUGGUAACAGUGUAGAUGACAAGACAAAAUCUGAUGUUUCAGAUAAACUACGGGCAGUGGAUAGCACCAAUAUAGAUGAACAAACAUUGAUUAAUUCCAAAUUUGAAACUAUGAUGACAGAAAACACUAAUUUAGGUGAUCCAUCAAUAAUUAACAUUGAGUCUGAAGAUAACCUAUCAGUACUUAAUUGCAAUCGCUAUAAGACAGAAUUUAAAGAUGAUGUUCAUAUUGGAACCCCUAAAAGCAUCAAUCUAGAUAAUAAAAGUUUACUUGAUAAUAAACAUGAUUCUAUGUCAACUGAAAGCAUUAUUCAACAUGAUAAGGCAACAACGACGGAAAAAAUGAAUGCAGACCAGACAGAAACCACUGUGGAAGCAAAGAAGGUGAUAACCGAAGAAAUCUGUGUAUCUCCUCUAGUUAAAGCCACUGAUGUAGAUAGUCAGAUACAUCAUUCCAAAGCUGAUAGUCAGUCCCAGACUAACAUCUGUGUAGAGGAUCAAGAAUGUGAUCUGAUGACCAUGAAAAACUGUGAUAUUAAUCAGACAGGACUUAAUUCUGAAGUAUCUGUAGGGAUGAAUAUAGCAAUCAUUGUAAAUGAUCAAAAAGAUUCUAAGGCAAUAACUAAAAGAAUAGGUGUAGAUGAAACAAUGACCAAAGAAGAUGGAGUUAAUUCUAAUAAUCUGACCGCAAAAGACGUUCUCACAACUAAUCAGUCAGCUAAUUCUAAAACUGAUGAGAUGAGAACUAAUUGUGAUGAUGAAGAUUACCAAUCAAAACUUGAUACCAGUACCAUAUGUGUCCCGAAAGCUGAUAACCUAUCAAUGGUAGAUCAGAAAGUAAUCACAGGGAUCACCAAAAGCUUGCAAGUUGACCAGCCAGUAUUAAAUUCUGAAAAAAUUAAUGUAGAAGAUCGGAAAACUUCUAAUUCAGAUACAAUACCCAUGGAAGGCAUCAAAGAUGAUCAGUCAGAACUCUGCUCUAAAACUAAUAAAUUAACUGCUGAGAUAAUAGAUGUAUGUGAUCAACCAUUAUUUAAUGCUGUACCUAACGAGUCCAGCAAAUCUGUGCAUGUUGUAGAAGAUGUUACAUUAUCAGUUAAUCACGGUAAGGUAAUUUACAGGAAGGAAUCAGAUAUCAGUAAUGCCCAGAAAGAUGGUCCAGGAGUCUUCGAAAGUUCUCAAAAUGAUUCUUCAGAUAAAGAAAAACCUAUCUUAACAUCCACUGAAAGCAGAAACCAACAGAAGGAAUUAUUUGUUAAUAGUGUAUCACACAGUAUAGAAGUAUUAUCAUCAUGUACAGAGGUCAAAUCAUCUCCACUGCCCUCAGCAUUAAAACUUGUGGAUUAUUCUGAUAGUGAAUUAGGAAGUGAAGCAAAUGAAACAGAUGUAGAAGAAAUCGCCAGUACUAUCUCUGAACCAUUAUGCUGUAAUAACAAAGAUAAUAUUUUUGAAAGAAAUGUUACGGAAAUAUCUCUGGAGGAACCAUGCACAUCAAAGGAAUCUGAAUCUAACAAGGUUGACAACCCAGAACAACAAAGUAAACCUUUGGUUAAUCAAAUCUUGAACACUGAUGAAGUGAGUACUACUUCUCCCCAGUUAACCAACAAAACAUCUAUAACUUACAAUUCACAAACAGUUUUGAAUUCUAGUGUCAAUUCUAUAAGUGGGGAACAAUAUUCAGCUUCAACUUCUUUGUCUAAAGAUACCUCAUCUGAAUCAGAAUUUUCUGAAAGUGAGCAAAGUACAGGACUACAUCUGGAAUCUUCAAAACAUAGUGGAAAUAAAGUUGAAUUGGAAGUUAAGAAGAAAUCUACAGUCAAGAUAACAACACCAGCAGAGACGUCUUCAUCGGAAGAUAUAUUGCCUGACUCAGAUGAUUCUGCAUCUCCAAUGUUAAAAUCAAAACCAGGAACUAAUAGUUUAACUCAAAGUAAAAUGUUAACAAUUAAAGAAUCUGUGAGUUCAUCUGAAAGUUCAUUAUCUGAUUCAGGAAUCAAUGAAAUACCUAUUAGGAAGACACAAUUUAACCAUCCUGGGUCCAAGAUUGAACAUGCAGCAGGGGAGCCAAUGACUAAAAUAUCAGCCAUUCAGGAAUCAGUAUCACCAGAAAAUAAACCGUCUGCUUUGGUCACCACUCGACCAAGUGUAUCAACAAAUUGUCAGAGUCAACUACCAAUGAAAAAUGCAACAACCACUGAAUCUGAAGGUGGAAACAAAGAUAGAGCCAAAGGAGAUGCAGCAGCUAUGGCAUCAUCAUCUGGGGAUACAUCACCAGAAGUUGGAAAACGCUCUGGACUGAUUCAUUCUCUUAGGGAACAAAUUAAACCAGAAUCCUUUAGUUGGGACCUGGAUAGUGAUGAAGAUGAAAAAAGAAAAGAAAAAAAUGAACGAUCGUGUCAGGCAUUAAGAAGUAAAGCUGUUGGCACUCCAUUUACAUGGGAUGAAUCGGAUGAUGAACAAUCUAAAAUUUCAGCAUUAAAGAAUAUCAAACCAUUACACACCACUCAAGUCAUUCAACCUGUCAGUAGAACAACCAUUGCUUCUUGUCUACCUCAAGAAUUGAAAUUUGAAAAUGUUAGCAGCAGUAGCAAGAGAAAGCAGAUUACACCUUUGGUUUCCAAGAACCCUAUUUCACAGCACAAAACUACACAGAUCUCAACUGGUGACUUUACAGUUGUGCCUACUCCUUUGAAAGUCUCCUGCUCUUCAGUACCAACAUUAAAUUAUGUUCCUGCUGCCAUGACAGAUACAAAACCCACUACUGUAUCACUGAAAACAGGAAUAGUUACUACACCACAAAAGGCAAUAAAAGUUAUCAAGAAUCAGAAGACUGAAAAAGAAAUGGAAAAUGAUACAGUUUCUCAAACAGAAAAAGCAACAGUGUGUCAAAUUAUAGGAACUGUAUCUCAAAAGGCAGAAAAGGUAACCAUACCUCCAAAGACAGAAAUGGUAACUGUUAAUCAAAAGACAGAAAAGAUAGCAGUGUCAGAAAAGACAGAAAAGCUAGAGGUACCUCCAACGACAGAAAAGUUAACAGCAGAACAAAAGAUAGAAAAAGUUGCUGUAACUCAAAAAAAUCAAAAAGUGCAAGCACAAACACAAACCAGGAAAUGCCUAACACGCUCCUCUUCUAGAACACCAAGCGUAAGUGAAAGACAAAGAUCAAGACGUGUUACACCAUCAAAAUACAGACGAACUAGUCCCACAAAGAGCAUAUCACCUCAAAAGAAAACUGUACUUCCCCACAUAUCUAAGGAUUCUGUGAAGUCUGUUGCUUGUGUUAUGAAAAAUAAAAGUACUAGUCAAAAAAACCAAGGUAUAAAGAGACCUGCACCUCUUAAACGUGAAGAAGACAUUCUGAAAAGAAAAGUUAAUAAAAUCAGCAAUUCUGAUGAUGGACAAGCUAGACCUAUAAGGUCUCAAACUGAAAGUGAACAGUUUCAAUCUGUAGUAGUAAUUCCAAAUAAACGAAUAAAAAGGGACAGUGGCGAACGUGAUAUUCAGAGCUCAUGUGAUACGAGUCCUGAAUCCAAAUUACAUUCUACAACACCAGAAUCUUCUUGUGACAUGGCUGAAUCUGAUUCUUUGAGUCCGAUUCGAAGAAGCAAACGUCGUCUGGAACGUCUUCACCGCAAAUUGUGUUGUGAUAAUGACAAUCAUGAUAUUGUUAAAAGACACAAAUCAAAUGAUUCUAAAUGUCAUCAUGGUCCAAGUUCUACUUGUAGUUCAUGUAGUCAAGAUAACAAACAAAAAUCCCCUUUACGUGCAGUCGUACGGAGAUCUUCCAACUAUCGUAGACAUUCACAUCAGCAUUUAAAAGAGGUUCCUAUCCCAGAAAAAAAACCUGAACAGACUAAAAGUAUAACAAUGAUUCGUGUAGAGAAAGACCUGUCUGUAAAAGAUGUUCAGAACUUUCCUAAGGGAAAAUGCAAACAGAACUUGGUGGCUAUUUACUCUGGUGAAUCAAGCCAACAAAUUGAUCAACAAGAUAGUAAAUGGAAGUUCCGACCGCGAAAUAAGAAUAAAAAAUAUCCAUUUAGUUUCACUCGUGCUCGAGAUAAGAGUGAUUAACAAAGUUUUAACUCCGAGAACAUCUUUUUUAGUAGGAACACCGUAUAUUUGUCUUCAGAUUAUAAGAACUAAUCUACGUUCUUACAAUCCAUUAAUAAUAGUGGUUCAACCAUCUUUUUCGGUAAUCAAAAUAGUUAAAGUUGUUGUUCUGGAUUAUUUACUAGUACGAUUGAAUUGAUCAUUUCAAUCAAAUAGUAUCAAAUAGAAUUGAAAAGUAUUAAUUUCAAGAUGUUGGACUGUUUAGGGUGUACUAUUGUAAGAAUAAAGCAAAAGUGAUAAAGUUUAGGAAUCAUAAUACUACAUGUAUUAAUACUCCCAUGGUUUUUGUAAAUAAAGUACAAAUAAAAUCCAGAGAUUGAUUCAAACACUGUGUAGUCUUCUUGGUGACUAUUUAAAAGUAAUGUUAUGACUGUAAACUUAUGUACCUAUCAAGAUUGUUCUCAGGGGCACCAGAUGGUCACAUACAAUAUUUUAUAUGAAAAAUCUAAAUUUAAAUACUGGCCACUGGUACAUAAGCUGAAGAAAGAUGGUUGAAAGUGAAACUACUAGAAUUUAAUUUAGUUUGGUUAUCUUGCUGGUAUUAUUUUCACCAAUGUUUGAUUUUGAAUACAGUUUAGUCAACUGUACCAAAUCUUGUGACAUAUGUUGGACUUCAAAAAUGUACAUCUCUCGACACAAUAAUUUUCAAGAUUAACUGUGAUAUUUUUAAGGUGGUCACUUCGCAAGAUUUUUCUGUGUUAAUAUUAUGUAUAGAUAGAAGACAAUUUUUGUAGUUUUCUUGAUAAAACAUCACAAUAGAUCUUGACAAAAAAUUAUAUAGCAUGUGCUUGUUUUUUGAAUAUCAUAUUAUCUUUUACAAUGUUCUGACUGAGUGAGUCAGACAGGGCAGUAUACUAUAUUCAUCACCUUGUUUUCAACAAUACAAAUCUACCAUACCCUUGAGUCCUUUUUUUAUCAGUAACAUAUCUUGGUAAUUGUUUGGUGAAUAGACCUCAGAAUUAUGAAUGUGUUGCAGGACUAAACAAAUGAAUUAAGAGUAAAAUACAUUGUUUCCUUUAUACUAAGGGUGCUAUUUUUGAAGUAACUGAGCUUCUUUAUUCCAUUUUGCAAAUGGUUUGCUGCACCGCGAUAUAUGGAUCAGUCAUGGCAUAGUUUUAAAGGAGGGGUUGGAUGGCCGAAUGGUUAGCAUGUGUGCGCUGCAUCGUAGGGUCUGUCAUUCAGUCAACUGGCAUAGUUUCGAUUCUCCGGUUGUACAUGACAAGGAGUAGGGUCGCCUGUCCAACCUCGUGGGUUUUCUCCAGGUCCUCGAGUUUCCUCCCACUGCUAAAUUUUAAAGGUCACAGAUAUAUUCCUGUUAUUCACACCAUUGUAUGUGUCAUAGAAUCUUGGCCUUUAGUUCUAGUUCUCAAAGUAGUUUUGGGAUAAGGAGACCUUGUUAUAAUUGAUUGCUAGCUUAGAUGCAACUAUUAAAAAUUUAAAUUGGUUUUAGGAAAUUCUUCUGGUGCUGUCUUGUAAAUAAUUAUGUAUACCACUAAUACCAGUAUUUUUCCUCACACCAAACAACCAAUUGAUUCAAUUUGUGUAAAAUUAAUUGUGUUUCUUUUUGAUAGAAAGUAGAAGUAGAUCAUGUUAUCAUUGUUUUGUAUAUCAGUUAGAUAAAUAAUGGUUCUUACAGAUUCCUUUCACCAAGAAUUUAUCACAAAAUAGCAAAUAAAAAGUAAUUUAGAUUUUGAUUUCUGGAACUUGAUUAUUCUGAAUGAUGUUAUCAAUAUUUAUUAUAUUUUUUUUAUUUUUUAUCUUUUGUAUAUCAAGCAGUUGAAAAAAUUUGUACACAAAACUGUAAAUAUUAAGUUGAGUGCUAUUUUCAUUUAAUAUCAUUUCCAUUGUUCCUUUGUUAUCAUUGGUUUGUCUUAUUUUGAAGAUAAUUAAUUAGAUAAUGCAUCUUUAAAUUUAUAUUCAAAUGCAUCAUUGUAUAAAUGCAUCUUUGUGAUAUAUGUAUAUAUAUAUAUUCUUGUACAAAGCAACUCAUGUAUUUGCCUUUUGGGGAAAUGUACAACUUGCAUUAUAAUAAAAGUGAUACUUUUGUAAUUUUAAA